This is a messenger RNA of Zeugodacus cucurbitae (melon fly), 773 nucleotides long. RefSeq lists its product as uncharacterized. The coding region runs from base 35 to 646 and encodes 203 amino acids. The transcript has 3 exons. Lineage: Eukaryota; Metazoa; Arthropoda; Insecta; Diptera; Tephritidae. The record is from RefSeq and is a predicted model, not a curated record.
GCUAGACGGAAAAAUCUACUGUCUUGUAGACAGCAUGCAGUCAGCUGCGCACACACUUACACUUGCAGUCGCGCUGUCGUCGUCUUUUAGUCUUGCUAUAAAAGCGAAAGCAUCGCUUCGUGAAGGCUUUAGUAGACACAUCAAACAAACGCCAAACAUCUCAGAAAGCCAACGACUCAGAAAGAAAGACGACCACACAAUGCAGGGAUACAGGAGAACGUUUACUUUUGUGCUGCCGCUAUUGCUGCUGACAGCUGAAGUCAUGUGUGCCGGAGUUAGAUCCACACAGCCGAAGGCGAAUGUCGCCAGCGCCAGUGAUAGCGAGAAUGACGGUUCCUAUGUGCCGGAUUCAAGCGGCAAUUAUGUGGCCGACAGCGCGGGACUGUAUGUGGAGGACAACGCAGGUGCUUAUCACGCCACCGGCGAGGAGGGCAGGUGGUUGGCCGACGACUUGGGUGUGUACCACGACGACCUAACAUGGCGCUAUGUGGCGGAUAAUAGCGGUGCUUGGGCGCCAGACAACAGCGGCAGCUAUGAUCCGGCGCUAGAGAUUGAAGGUGUCUAUCAUCCGGACCAAUCCGGCGUUUACAAGGCAGAUAAUACUGGCGCGUAUUCGAAGGAAUACGAGCAGCUCGCGGGCCAUUAAGAACUCGUCGGAGUAGUCUUUAAACAGCAACCAAUAAUGAUGUUCCACAACUGCCGUUAGAAAAUAUUGAAAUGUGAAUGUAAACACUAAUAUGUAUUAUUAAAAUUUUAUAUAUCACCAACACGAA